Molecule: messenger RNA, 2471 nt
Organism: Durusdinium trenchii
Lineage: Eukaryota; Dinophyceae; Suessiales; Symbiodiniaceae
Source: the annotation of a GenBank genome assembly
UUCGACCCCAAUUCUUUCCCACCGCGCGCUGAUCGCGACUGAUGCGCCGUGAUGGGUCAAGGAGUGUGAGCGGUUGGAGUCAUCCACCCUCCGAAGGUGCUGCAUGAACGGCAAGGCAGCCGCUGGCCAAGAUGGAGGAGGAGCACCUUCGUUGUGGCAGCGGCUCCUCAGCCCGACCUGUCGCUGUUGCAAGACAGAUGGUGAGCAUACCGUGGCAGAUGGGGACGAUGUGCCGGCGCAGAUCGCCGACUGCGACGACGAGUUGAAUCGAGGACUCAGCAAGUCAGCUCCGAAGGUGGACGGCAAGGCGGACUCCAAAGAGUGCGUCCGAGGAGACAAGCGGCGGUGGACUGACACCUCCCUGGCCUCGAACACGGACCGGAAGGAGAUCGGACUCUCGUUGAACGAGUUCGCGAUUGUCCACCGAGCAGCUCGAAGUCUUCAAAAGGCUGUCGGUGUGAGUGACGAGCCGACUGCGCGGGACCUGGAUCGUGGUGUGCACGUGGAGAACAUCUAUGACUUCUAUGAUCCGGAAGUUCAUAAAGUGCGAGUGAGGAAGAUGGACGACACGGUGCUCCACACCCGAACCACACAAGCGCGGCACACCAACAUGAGUCUAGCAGUGACGUUGCAGAGACUGAAGGAGGCCGAUCAGACGGACCUCUUGGGUGAGCUGACGGCGCGCCAAGCGGCAGAACAGCAAGAGAGGCCAGAUGAAGACACUCGGUCAGAGGCAUCUGGCUCUCAAGCGAGCGAUAAUAUGUCCCUGCUCUCGUUGCAUUCGGAGAAGAGCCUUGAAGGUCUGGGUGGAAAUGAGAAGGACAUGCUGAGAAAGGAGGCCAUGGCCAAGCUGAGACGUGUCCGGAGUGUCGUGGACACGGAGGCCACGGCCAAUUGGGGCCACAUCAUCGGCAAGGUGCUUCAUCGGAAAGUCUUGGACUUCAAUGCGGUGAAGGACAAGGCCAUCCGGAAGCGGCGCUUCGAAGAUGCGGGAGAAGCCGUGCCACUCUCGGAGAGUUCAAACCGCACCGGUGUGGCGAUCUGGCUCAGCCGCUUGCAAGGGCGUUGCAAAGCCAUCGCUGCUCAAGCGCUGGAUUUGUCCAAACGGCUGGCCCGCACGGGCAAGGACGUGAUGGAUCAUGAGUGGGACGACCCACAACUCCUGACACAUCUCUUUUCGAGGGAGUACUUCGACACGCUGAUGCUUCUGGCCAAUGCCGCCUGCAAGCUCUUGGCCACACAGCCUCCUUUGGUGGCUGCAUCGGCGCCAUGCCGGGUCUUCGGCGACUUGCACGGACAGCUCCGAGACCUGCUUCUGUACUUUCAUGCUUUCGGCAUGCCCGGUCGCGACGAGACCACCUUUGUCUUCAACGGUGAUUUCGUGGACCGUGGACAACAUCAACUUGAAACCAUAGGCUUGCUCAUGGCCCUGAAGGUGCUUCAUCCCGAGAAGGUCUACUUGAUCAGGGGAAACCAUGAAGAUCGGCUGAUGAACGAGAAGUACGGUUUCAAGCAUGAAUGCAUGCUCAAGCUGGGCAGCGACUUCGGAAAGAAGAUGUUUGACUUGAUGCAAAGCGCCUUUGAUCGCUUGCCAUUGGCAUGCUUAAUCGCCAACCGUGCAUUAGUCUUGCACGGCGGAAUAGGCGAUGGCAUGUGGGGCCUCAGCGAUAUUUGGAACGUGGCCAGGCCUCUCCCAUCGGAGAAGAUACUUUCCAAGGAGAACAGCUGGCUCUUCAACAUCCUUUGGUCUGACCCCAUCGAAGAUGGUGUCCAUUCAGAUCCAAAUACCUUCGGUGUUCACCCGUCGCCGCGGGGAGGCGUCACUGCACAGUUCGCCUGGAACAUUACAAAGACCUUCUGUGCCCGAAAUGGCCUGGGCUUGAUCGUGCGAAGUCAUCAGUCCAAAAAGGGAAGCCGCGGCUUCGACGUGAUGCACAGCAAUAUGUUGAUCCGUGUCUUCUCUGCAAGGGACUACGAGGGCCACGGAAAUGAUGGCGCAGUUCUUCUCAUCACCAAGGGUCGGCCGAGCAACAAACCAGGUGAAGAAGACCUGCUGGUGGUGCGACCUCAAGUAUUAAGGUCCGUCAAAAAGCAAAGAGCCGAGGCCCGGCGCCGCGCGGUGGAGAAUGGCGAAGCGGACGACGCGGAAGAACUGGCCUUCACCAAGAGAUUGAGCACCAGUUCCAAGGGCUCUCGCGGCUCCAAAGGAAGUCGCGGAAGCAGCGGACGGGAUCGACGACUCAGUAGCGCCAGUCUCAGAUCUGGGGAUAGUCCUCGAAGAGGUCGUUUGAGAAGCUGAGGCCGUCGGCCUCCGCGGCUGUGGCCGCUGAGGAUUCCCCAAGGCGAUGCCUGCGAAGAAAAAGGGUCGAAGCUGCCAAAGGAAGGGGCAGUGCAAUCUUUGCAAUGCAAAGGCUGCAGUCUCACCAGGGUGGACACCCUAUCACCAGGCAGCAGGCAGCUGUUCAUCCAGC